Molecule: messenger RNA, 3192 nt
Organism: Linum trigynum
Lineage: Eukaryota; Viridiplantae; Streptophyta; Magnoliopsida; Malpighiales; Linaceae
Source: the annotation of a GenBank genome assembly
CCAACUAAAGCUAGUACUAAUUAUUUUUAGGUGUUUAUCAAAGCAUGUCACAUCUUAUAUAUCAAGUGUUUAGUGGCUUCAAGUCUUUUAUAUUAGAAUUUCACAUAGAAUCAAACAAACACAAGCAUUGUAUAUAUAAAUAUAAUAUAUAUCCAUCAAUUGUGAAAGAAAACUUAAAAGUGUAGAACGAUCCAAUUCAUGAGUCACAAUUCAACACAAGCACUACUCAUCCAUUUGUUUAUUUAUUUUCUCAUCAUAAGAUAAUGAAGUAGCCGAAAACAAGCAGCAAAAUAAAGGAAAUAAAUAAUAAAUAAAUAAAAGAGUGAGCUGGUAAUGGCAUUUCCGUAGUUUCCUAGAACACCGAGGGCAAAGUCUCUCCGAAUAUCUUAUUAGAUUCAUCCCACCUUCGCCACUGUCACUUUGUCUCUCUUAAAACUCUUAUACGGAAGAAAGUCCACCGCUCCCUCCACCGCCGCCUCCUUCUUCUUCCGCCGGAAGAAAUAAGCCAAGAGAGACAGCAGGAAAAAACCCCACAAAGCGGAAAAGAGCAACCACCGUCCACCAUGUCCCCAACCGUACAGAAUCACCGGAGCUCGACCUCCGCCGCUAACAGAUCCACCGCCAAAGACCCCGCCGCCACCGCCGCCGCCACCACCACCACUAGCUCGCCCAUCCCAAAUUGGAUCUCGGAAUCAAUCAACGGCGGAUCCCUCCGCCACGUGGACCUCGAGACCGGAACCAACGGCUGGGCUUCACCCCCGGGCAACCUCUUCUCCCUCCGCUCCACCAACUACUUCACCAAGAAACAAAAAUCCCCCGGCGGCGACUACCUGCUCCGCCCCGCCGGGAUGGACUGGCUCAAAUCCUCCACCAAGCUCGACAACGUCCUGGGCCGGCCCGACAACCGCGUGGCCCAGGCCCUCCGCGGGGCCCAAUCGGAAGGUCAGUCGCUGAAAUCCUUCGUCCUCGCCGUGAACCUCCAGGUCCCAGGGAAGGACCAGCACAGCGCCGUCUUCUACUUCGCCUCCUCAGAUCCGCUCCCCACGGGCAGCCUGCUCCACAGAUUCGUCAACGGCGACGACGAGUACCGGAACCAGCGGUUCAAGAUCGUGAAUCGGAUUGUGAAGGGGCCCUGGUUGGUGAGGAAGACGGUGGGGAAUUAUAGCGCGUGCCUGCUGGGGAAGGCCCUGACCUGCAAUUACCACAGGGGGCCGAACUAUUUGGAGAUUGAUGUCGACAUCGGGAGCUCCGCCAUCGCGACGGCGAUCCUGCACCUGGCGCUCGGGUGCGUGACGAGCGUGACGAUUGAUAUGGGGUUUUUGGUGGAGGCGCAGGAGGAAGAGGAGUUGCCGGAGAGGUUGAUCGGGGCGGUGAGGGUCUGUCAGAUGGAGAUGUCGUCGGCCGCGGUUGUGGCGGCGUCGGCGUCGACGGCGGUGGUUGGGCGGGGGAUAGGGUUGGCGAAGGUCAAUCAUCAUGAGGAGGAAGAUUGAUUGGAUUGGGGUAAAGGACAAAACUGUAAUUGUCGACCUAAAUCCGGGGGUUUAGAUUUUUUUUUUUUUUUUUUUGGGCGAGUUCCUCUCCCUUUUUGGUUCGUUUUGUUCAAGAAAUGUAACGGUUCGGUUCAAUGUUUUGUGACGGAAUGGAGGAUCCCCGUUUCUUUUGUGUAUGGGGAUUGACGGUGGCCAUUGUAGAUGAUAAAGUGGGAAAAACGUCUGUAACGAGGAAAUUUCUUUAGCAAAAACGGCUUCUCACAUUGAAGAGAAAGAAAUCGAGUCAAGUAAAUCACUAUCGGAAAUUUUUCUGUCGUGUUGCGGAUUAUCUAGCCAACAACGUAUAACUACGAAUCGAUAACACCACGAAAUCAUCGUAACGAGUUAGGUUUUUGGUGUGUGCUUGAAGUCUGCGGGAGUUGACUUGUUAGCUACAAGAAUUAUUGGGCAGCCAAAUGUUAGGGCAAUGGGGUUGGCUUUGGGGGUUUGGAGGGAUUUACGAGGUGACAAAUGACUAAAUUGGGCUGAUUUUUUACUUGGUCUUGUUUUCAUGGCUAGUGAGUUGAAACUUGGCCAAUGGUUGGUGGGUAGGUAGUCUACAAUUAUGUCCCGCUAUUCACAAGUGGUUCAAUAGUCGUCUCGAAAAAAGUUUGUUUGAUAUAGUUAGCAAACGGGGUCUAACUUCACUCAAGUUUUGUUAAAUUUAUAAGGGCUCACGAGCUAGUUUGAUUCGGUGGCUUGUCGAGGUCAAUUCGUGAGAUUACUUGACUUGGACUCAUAAGCCGAUUGCUAACUCUCGAGCGACUAGCAGCUUGCUAGGAAAUUACAAAAAAAAAAGGGAAAAAACUGGUUUACAUCCUCGACGCAUUGUGGGGGAAGAAAUCAGGUGUUGCAUAUUAUCUAGUCAAUUCAUGACACAUAACUACCUUAAAAAUUUUUGUGAUGUUGAUUGUAAGGACUCGAAAGCUCGACAUUUGAUACACUGUUAUGUUAUCAUAGUAUUUGAAUCUCGAUUGGUUAGUUUUCGCCCACCAGAAUUUAGGGCAUAUUGAUGCAUGAUGAAAUGACUGAAUUGGGGUGAUUUUACUUGGUCCUGUUUUCACUGCUAGGAAGUGGGAAAUAGAGGGCAGUGGUUGGUUUGGUGGGUGAGUGAGUGUGUAAGUACAAAAUACGACUGUUGUGAUUUUAGGUGGGCGGGUUGGUUGGGAUGUCGAUAUUAAAAUUCAGAAUCGGUGUGCUAUAAGCUGGACGAAUGUGUGAGUGGAUGGAAAGCUUUUGUUUCUCAUUCUUUUGUCGACCCAAUGCUACAAAACUGACAUCAACAGCUUUAACCCUCGUUCAAUUAUUCGGUAUUGGAUUAGUGUAACCAUCAUGAUUAGUAUGGUUCGGUGGAGUUAAUUGAAAGAGCAUCAGGUUCUCAUUUUGGGACAUCAAUAAUUGUUGAAUCACUCGCAUUUUGAUGAUUCAGGUUAAAUUCAGGUCUUAAUUCAAUAUCUAGAUAACACUUUCUUAUGAAGAUAUGCAAUACGCUGAAUCUACCCUAUGCCGCUAGAAAUCACCGUAUAUUCUAAGUCGAAAAGCUACCAAAAGGUUUAGUUUAGAUAGGGGCAUGGCAUUGUGAUCACCGGUAGGCACAUAUUCUGCGUUGCUGGUUUUGUAUGCAAAGACAAGCAUAAAUUCUUAAUUAAUUGUAGUUCUUGGG